Messenger RNA from Abrus precatorius (Indian licorice), 1767 nucleotides. Its product is annotated as 50S ribosomal protein 5, chloroplastic. The coding region runs from base 132 to 578 and encodes 148 amino acids. The transcript is spliced from 2 exons. The record is from RefSeq and is a predicted model, not a curated record. Lineage: Eukaryota; Viridiplantae; Streptophyta; Magnoliopsida; Fabales; Fabaceae.
AGAGACUAAUAUUGUGGUGUGGGUGUGAGGACUCUGGACACGCAUCAAAUGGCGUAGCUUAUCCAAAAAAUCUAGUUCCAUUCCUCUUUCUUCACUCCCCCAAACAACGUCAAAAUUCACAAAACAAAAAAAUGGCACUUCUCUCCUUCAAUUCCAUCACACUCCCACCUUCUUCCUCCAUUUUCGCACUUCCCACCUCCUCUGCUUCAAGACUAUACCUCGCUGUGCCCCUGAAGCCCUUCAACGGACUUCGAAUCACGACACCCUUUUUCGUGAAAAGGAAGAAAAAAGCGGCCUUUGUUGGAGCCGCCAGCGAUGAUUCCGGCGGUGCGGGUUCACCGGAGGUAGGUGGGUCGGAGCCAAUUCCUCCGGCGGAGAGCGAGAAAGAGGGGGGUGGUAGUGUGCCGGUUGAGAAGCUUCCUUUGGAGUCAAAACUGAAGGAGAGGGAAGAGCAGAGGCUGAGGAUGAAGCUAGCGAAGAAGAUAAGGUUGCGGAGGAAAAGGCUUCUUCGGAAACGGAGGUUGAGGAAGAAGGGUAGAUGGCCACCUUCAAAGAUGAAGAAGUUGAAGAAUGUAUGAUGAUCACAGUUUUAAUGUUCUUUUUGCAGGUUUAAAAUGUUGAUUCUACUUUUAUUUUCAUUGUUAUAUGUUGUUUUUACGUCCACAGUGUAUUAUGUAAUUGGACAAUUUUGUCAACUUCAAUCAAGGAUGCUUGGUUUCCUUCAUGUAACUGUCCCCAAUUUGGUUCUCAUGUUGCAUUAGGGUUUUAAUUUGAAAUUCACGUGUCGUCAUAUAGAUGAAAUGGCUAUUGCGUUUGGAUAUUCAGGUUAGAAUGGGAUAGGACAUGAUAAACGGGUUCUGUUCUAUGUUUCUUCUAUUUUUAGAAUAGAUGAGAAUGGAACCUUUUUUAUUGGUCCAAUGUCAAAUGCACCUCAGUUAAUCGCAUUUUGCAGUGUUUAGAAAGCUUGGCAAUGUGUUGUCCACGUUAUUUGCUGGUUAAGCAAUGAAAAAAGGGUAAGGAGCAAAUUUUAUCAUUUAGUGCAGAAGAAAGUUGAGGAAUGUAAUGAGUCGUGUCUUCUAAUGCCAGUGUGGAUAAUUAACUCGGUAUCUUGUUUUUGCCAUGUAAUUAUCCAUGUUUUCUUUACCCAAAUUUUGGAUUGAAUUUAAGCAGAGCCGAAUUCUGGUUAACUCAUUUUGAUUAGGCAAAUCCUUUUCAUUUGGGCCGAUGGACAAGUAUAAUGUUAUGGUGGCAUUUUGACCUCUUCAUUCUUGGCUGGCAGAUAUAGCUCGAUCACACAAAGCGAUUCGAAAAGUUUAUGUUUUUCUUGUUGUGGGUCAACUGAAAGAUUAUGUUUAUGGUUCAAAGUUUUGCAGUUACCAAACGGUAGAAAGAAGUAUCAUGUGGCAGAGCCUCCCAGAACGAAGAACAUACAGUUGGUUUUUGCUUUUGUUAAUCCUCCAAAUUCAUGGCUUUGUUCACGGUCAAAUGCCUGAUUACAGCAUCUAAUAGUACUCCAAACAUCAACUUACGGUCUAAGUUUUCGAUAUAUCAUUGCCACUAUUUUAUGAGAGAGAGGAGAUGUGACGUGAUUGAAAAAAGAAAGCGAUAAAAGGUGAAAAAUGGAUGCAAAAAUUAUAAAAAAGUAUGUUAUGUGCAGUUCCUUUGGUUCUAAUAUUGAAAGAGGGGUUUGAUUAGGAAUACACGCCGCCAUAACUUUUAUAGGUGUAUUGUUCUAUAUUAUUUGGAUUUCUCAAUUGAUCCCAUUUU